AUUAAAAGCUUUCAGUAUGUAUGAAUCCAUCUGCAUUCCGACACCAACAGUUCGUCUGCACAAUCACGUGCAGAGUAGCUAGUCAUGGCACGAAAAUUCGCAGGUCAUGCAAGCAUUCUGAAGCUAUUUCGGCAGCGUUGGUCGCGGCUGUCGGCCACCAAGAAGCCCAGCGCUGUACCAUCGCGGCCCACCUCACGCAUUUUUCGCAUAGGGAGCGGUAUGCAGGGAUCCAAACGCGAACUGGACGUACAUGGUAGGAGCUAAUGUAACGCCAGUGUUUGUUCCUGCUAAUGCACAGCAUGGGAUGUCGGUCUUGGCCUGCUGCCCCGUUCGCUCCACUGGACUUGGUGUUCCCAUUCGUGGACUCUUUCGCCUUGUUCGCCUUCUUGGCUUUUCUCUUUCUCUUCUUCUUCAGGGCGCUCAGUUCGUCGGCCUUGGGCGCAUCCUCGGCCUUGAUCUCAGGUGAUGAUAUGCCAGAUGAGCUCGCAGAGGAGAGCCUCAGGGACAUGUCUGUAGAAUGCGGGGAUACUUGUAGAGAGGAGUCGUGCACUGCACAGGUCUGCGUGGUAGCUGGCAUUGUUAUAAUGCACGGAGGUGGCUUCGAUUGCGGUGCUGCCUGUGUGGUGCACCAGUGCAGGCGAAGCGCUGCGAAGCGUAAAUGCUGUGAAACAGCGCUAAGCUGCCGGAAGCACUCCUGCCUAAUCGGGAUGUAUCACGGGACCGCGACGCGUCUAGCUCUCUUGAUUUCACGCCUCGUGUCCUUCAAUUGCUACCAGAUAUCCUCGGCCACAUAAAGUUCUUCGCCAGUUUCCAGCUUCAAAGUGUUUUCAUGCACCCUUCCGAGAAAAAAUC
Molecule: messenger RNA, 852 nt
Organism: Laetiporus sulphureus 93-53
Lineage: Eukaryota; Fungi; Basidiomycota; Agaricomycetes; Polyporales; Laetiporaceae
Exons: 1
Coding region: 291-794 (167 amino acids)
Source: RefSeq, a predicted model, not a curated record